Molecule: messenger RNA, 1084 nt
Organism: Periconia digitata
Lineage: Eukaryota; Fungi; Ascomycota; Dothideomycetes; Pleosporales; Periconiaceae
Source: the annotation of a GenBank genome assembly
CUCAACACCAAUUACAAGAAACUCGUCCCGACACAUCCCACUAUCUCCACCACCGCCCACUACAAUUCUUGAAACACCAAUCUUCUUGCCACUUUCUGUCAUGCACCCAAAUUAUGCGGCUGGACUCACCGGCGCUCUAUUCGGGGCGGGACUCACCAUUUCAGAAGUUGCCGACCCAUCCGUCAUUCUCAAUCAGCUUCAAUUUACCGACUUCCACAUGUUACUCACUUUCCUCUCCGCCUCGGCUUGCAGCACCCCAAUCUUCGCCUUCGCCAAUUACUCCGAGUACGCUGUGAUUCCACCAAAACCUAGUAAUAGCUAUAAUUGGUUCGGCGCUUUCGAUGGCAACAUUAUGGGAGGCUUACUCCUCGGUCUUGGGAUGGGACUCACUGGCGCGUGCCCAGGGACGGUCCUAGUCCAAGCUGCCACCAACAUCCCAGGUAGUCGGUUCCUGCUCACCGGUGGAUUAGUUGGAGGUGUCAUCUUUGCGAAAUGGAGUCAAUCCUAUGGCCCGAGUCGCGUUGAAUCCAGGGCAGAUCAACCGUGUAAGAUGACGCAAUCAAAGAAGAGAGCAGUCCCUGCUACUAUGCUCGCCUACGAGGUCGUUGUCAUUGGCGCUAUUCUGGCAUUGAGUACCCUCGCGCCCAGGAAAAGACAUUUCUUUCACCCUGUGCUUGGUGGCGUCUUGAUCGGUCUAGCUCAAGCGGCUUCAGUCCUCGUCGCUAGAAAACCAUUGGGAGUCAGUACUGCCUAUGAAGAUGCGGGCAGGAUUUUUUGGGGUCUUUUCGAUGCUCGUUCUUUCCCUGGACUUCAAAAUCUGAUCUUCAUCUCCUCAGUAUUUGGGGCAGCUUCAGUGAUUGGGCCCCGUCUACCCCAAGGCAUGGACAAAUAUUCAACAGACAAUGUCAUCUCUCCGCUGGCCUCGCUCAUUGGCGGAAUCACCUUAGUGCUUGGGGCUCGUUUGGCCGGUGGCUGUACUACUGGACAUGGUAUCAGCGGCCUGUCAACGCUGGGGGCCAGUUCUUUUGUUACCAUAUGUACCAUUUUCGGCGGAGGACUUGUAACCAAGUACCUACUUAGUUGA